Ciona intestinalis (vase tunicate) is the source of this 1715-nucleotide messenger RNA. RefSeq lists its product as uncharacterized. The record is from RefSeq and is a predicted model, not a curated record. NCBI's taxonomy places the organism in Eukaryota, Metazoa, Chordata, Ascidiacea, Phlebobranchia, Cionidae.
GCAUAGUGAAUAUCAGACCGGUAUUCGGCAGAAGGACGGACACUUGAAAUUCGAGAGUGUUUUUAUGAUUUUUACCACACUGUGAUAACGUAAAAGAUAAGUUUCAAGAGUGUUUUGUAAUGUAGGCCUCGUAAUAAGUCUAGGAAAUUGUGGACGAUAUUAUUAGCUUAAUACAGAAAAGCUAGUAAACGACAGAAAUAAAUAUGAAUUUGAAAACCUUUCAUAUAUAUGACAGGUAUAGGGCUUGUUACGUCAUAAUUACCGGAAAUUGUAAUAAUUAUGCCAUUUACUAUAUUUUACUUUAUAAACAGAGAAACUGUGUAGCAAAAGCAGUAGUUUUACCCAUAAACACGAUAUGGCUCCCAAUUCAAACGCUUUACCUGGUAUAAAUGACGCGGAAGUGAGCCCUUUGAGGGAAAACGAACGACCUGUUUGGUCAAGAGGGGGUACACUGGUCAGAAGACCGCCAGUUCGACAUUAUAUACCCAAACACCCGUUUUAUUAUUCAAGCACAGAAAUGUUUGAGACACAGAACAAGCCCAGGGCCACCUACGAAGCAGAUACAAAGAAAUUCGUGACGUCCGUGGCCGACAGUGACGCAAGAAGAGCGUUUUCAGCACCCGCGAGUCGAGUAACGCAUUCAUACCACAGUGUAAAAUCUACUGGGUCGGGAAAAUUAAACAGAGAAAAAACGUCGCGCAGUUCAUUACAUUCAAACAUUCCAACCCCGGGAGUUGUACCUUGGGUGAGCACGCCAGUUCCUGGCAUGCGAACUAUACAAGAUUACGACUUCUACAGGCGGACAGCCCUUGACCACAAGAACACGAAUAUCUAUCACAUAAAGUCAGGUCUACUGCCAAAAUUUAUGGGAUACGUUCCAGGAUUAAAGUUCCGAUACGGUUCAACGUUCGGGAUGCUUACUUAUAAUGCAAAGGAGGUCGGCGUAGAACGAAGCGCAACGUGGGGAGGUGCGGUGUCGCUUUUCUGAUGCUUUGACCCGAAAAACACGAGCUAUUAUGAAGCGACAAUUGUUUUCGUGACGGACAAUGCAUAUAGGCCUCAUACGGUCGGUCGAGCGCGCGUUGAUUGCUGACCAUAGAGUCGCAUCGUCAUUUUGAUCUGAAAAUUUAACGCAACGCACGUACAGUGCUUAUAAGUUGUAUUAGAAAAUAAUUUAAAUGUAGAAAUUGCACAUCGGAAAGGGGAAAUACCGCACAAAAUAUGACCGUCCGCUUUACUUUUUCUUGAACUUGUUGAACGGUUUCUUCCCGCCUCCAAACGGUCGUUUAGAUUUCAUUUUCGCUGAGGUGUCCGUACUUUUUGAGGUGCUGGCGUCGUAUUUUUCGUGCAAGAACUCAUACAGCUGUUUAAAAAAAUGGUGGUAAACAAAAUUAUUUACAAAAAUUAAUAUAUAACCGUAUCCUCACGACUUUAAAAUAGCGUUGUUGAUUGAUAAUUAGUAAAUGUGGGAUAUUGUAUGCUAACGGUAUUCAUUUCACCCCCCAGUAUUUUAUCCUGAGCUUGGCUAAUAGGCCGUAAUCAAUUGUAAACAACGAUUUGACCCAUUAUGCACUUACAUUUAUUCUAACUUAAUAACAAGACAAUAUGUUUUGCACAACCAUAAGUAAACUCAUUAAAAAACCUCAUGCUCACUGUCAUAAUUUAUCAGUUCAAUUAUGCAACUGUGAAUUUUUGGCCAAUAAUCGACCAUUUUA